AUGGAGAAGAACCCCCUGAGCAUUCAGACAGUUAAAAGUGAUGGGAUGAGAGUCGAGGUGAGGCAGGAUAAUGCUGUAUGUGAUGGUUGUUUUCUUUUGCAGGUGGUGGAGACCAACCUGGUUGCCUUUGAUUGUCAUUGGAUCCUGAUUAAUGAGGAGAUCUCGGACUAUGACUUACAGGAGUUAGUCAUGAAGUCAAUUGGCCGGCUGACUUUAGUUCGCCAGAUGUUCCCAAUGCCGCAAAACACAACUCAGCGCUGUGUCAAACACAACCACAGGAUUAACACGUCCCUCUGUGACCCUAAAAGCCCUAAGGCUCAGCAGCUUGAGAUCACCAAUCGUUACAUCUAUGACACCGUUUUGCUGCUGGCCAAUACCUUCCACAGAAAGUUGGAGGACAGGAAGUGGCACAGCAUGGCCAGUCUCAGCUGCAUCAGGAAGAACUCCAAGCCUUGGCAAGGAGGCAAGAGCAUGCUGGAGACAGUGAAAAAGUUUGGAGUGAGCGGUCUUACCAGUUUCUUGGAGUUCACCGACAAUGGCACUAAUCCCAACAUCUUCUUUGAAAUCCUGGGAACAAACUAUGGAGAGGACAGGGGCCGAGGAGUCAGCAGGCUCGCCACAUGGGACCCGGUUCAUGGGCUGAAUGGCACUUUGACUGACAGGAAAUUGGAAAACAACAUGAGGGGAGUCGUGCUACGAGUUGUCACUGUUCUGGAGGAGCCAUUUGUGAUGGUGUCAGAGAAUGUGCUUGGGAAACCAAAGAAGUACCAAGGCUUUUCAAUCGACGUCUUGGAUGCGCUGUCCAACUACCUGGGCUUUAAGUACGAGAUCUAUGUGGCUCCAGACCACAAAUAUGGGAGCUUGCAGUCCGACGGCCAGUGGAAUGGACUCAUGGGGGAACUGGUUUUUAAGCGAGCUGAUGUUGGACUCUCCGCUCUGACCAUCACGCCUGAGCGGGAGAGUGUUGUAGACUUCACCACACGCUACAUGGAUUAUUCCGUGGGCGUUCUGCUGCGCAAGGCCGAGCGCACAGUGGACAUGUUUGCCUGCCUGGCACCCUUCGACCUGUCGCUGUGGGCGUGCAUUGCAGGCACUGUGCUCCUCAUUGGCAUCCUGGUGUACUUGCUCAACUGGCUCAACCCACCGCGGCUGCCCAUGGGAUCAGUGUCUUCAACCACACUGUACAAUUCCAUGUGGUUUGUGUAUGGGUCCUUUGUACAACAAGGUGGAGAAGUCCCAUAUACCACCCUUGCAACCAGGAUGAUGAUGGGAUUUUGGUGGAUGUUUGCUCUCAUUGUUAUCUCUUCCUACACAGCCAAUCUAGCUGCUUUCCUCACCAUCUCACGAAUAGAGAACUCUAUACAGUCUCUGCAGGACUUAUCAAAGCAGACUGAACUGCCAUAUGGGACAGUCCUGGACUCUGCAGUAUAUGAUCAGGUGCGCUCAAAGGCUAUGAACCCCUUUGAGAGAGAUCCCAUGUACUCCCAGAUGUGGCGGAUGAUUAAUCGGACUGGAGGAGCAGAUAAUAACGUUGAGGAGUCGAGGGAAGGCAUUCGCAAGGUGAAAUAUGGCCGCUUUGGCUUUGUGUGGGAUGCAGCAGUGCUGGAGUACGUGGCCAAUAAUGAUGAGGAUUGUUCAUUCUACACUGUAAGCAGCAACGCGCCAGACCGUGGAUAUGGUAUCGCCAUGCAGCACGGCAGCCCCUACAGGGACAUUUUCUCCCAGAGAAUCUUGGAACUCCAACAGAACGGCGACAUGGACAUCCUGAAACUCAAGUGGUGGCCCAAAGACAGCCCGUGUGACCUCUACAGCUCAGACCAGACGCGGCAGCGUGGCAACGCGCUCGACAUCCACAGCUUUGCCGGAGUUUUCUGCGUCCUGGCAGCCGGCGUGGUUCUCUCCUGCCUCAUUGCUAUGGUGGAAAGCUGGUGGUCACGGCGGAAGGGAUCUAGGGUUCCCUCCAAGGAGGACGAUAAGGAGAUCGACCUGGAACACCUACACCGCAGGGUUAACAGCCUGUGCACCGAGGACGAAAGCCCCCACAAGCAGUUCUCCACCUCUUCCGUCGAUUUAACCCCCCUUGACAUGGAUGCACUUCCUGCUGCACGACAGGCGCUCGAGCAGAUCAGCGACUUCCGCAACACACACAUCACUACCACCACCUUUAUCCCUGAGCAGAUCCAGACCCUGAGCCGCAGCCUGUCUGCCAAAGCCGCAGCUGGGUUUUCCUCUGGUUUUGGUGGCGGCACCACCCUUCAGGACCACCGAACUGGUGGGGUGGGCCCCUUCAGGCAGAGGGCCCCAAAUGGUGGCUUCUUCCGCAGUCCCAUUAAAACUAUGUCCUCCAUUCCUUACCAGCCAACAGGUCCAGGACCCAAUUUUGGAUACGGCAACGAUCCAGACAGGGGCACCUCCAUUUGAGGUGCUGCAAUGGAUAUAGCUGGUUUGGGAGAAGAAGUAAGAGGAAGAGGUGGUCUGAGUAUGUCAUGGGGUGGUUGAACAAAUAUUUCAUGGCUAGGCUAAAAUGUCAGAGGAUAUAUAUAUGUGUAAACAGGAAUAUUUGUUUCUGUUUUUAGUUUUUGCUCGGGUAUCCAGAGGUGUUGACUUUGUAUGUGGGGGGUAAAAAACGAAAAAGGUGGAGGUCUGGAGGGGUAUUCUUCAUCCUCCCACAAACAAUGCAUCUCUACUUUAUUGUUGUCGUUGUUGUGAUUGUUUGGGGAAUUAUUUUGGGAGUUACAUCUGAGAGGGGACCUAUUUUUUAUUGAUGUGUUUUAGUUCUCUGACACGAGGACUUUCUCAUGUACUGCUGAAAUGACCUGACACUUUUUGCUGUAUGAACACCCUCUUGGUGGGUUUAGUCAAAAACUAGUUUAACACCAAGACCUACCCCCUUGUUAGCUCCAGAGUUGCCAUUGAUGAAGAAUUGUAGCUCUCUUUAUCCUUGAAAUAAUUUUCAGGGGUUUUGACUGCUAGCAAAAAUGAGGCAUUAACAUUAUGAAAACAAAACACAAGGUGUUGUCUUGAAAUCGAGGAUCAACUAUCUCUAGUUUAAUGCUGCCUUUCCACUAUUUGAGAGGCUGGACUCGUUGUUCUCUUCACUGGUGUUGUUGUAUCAAUGCCUUUGGUUCUGAAUAUGUAAGGAAUCCCAGGAUGAUAUCCUUGCGAGGGAGCCUGAUCGAGACAUAAGACCUUGCAGACGAACACAUGUUGACGCCUCCACGGUGCAUCAGUGUGAAAAUUGUUGAAAUGCCAUGACAGUGUAACAAUGUGACACUGUAACUCACCAGUUUUGGUGCAUCAAUCUUUAAAGUCCUUCUGCCAUUUUUUGGUGCAUCAGCCUGAAACUGUUUUCACCACUUUGAUGCACAUUAAACUCUUUGUCAAUCCUUCUGCACUGUACCAGUGCCCACAGACCUGUAAGUGAUUGUAUGUAGAUCUUACCUUUUAUUUUCGCUCACCUGUAUUGUGCUAUCUGCUUUUUGAUUCGAGGUGAGAUACUCCAACCAGACUCUGAGGUGUAGGAGAAAUGGACAUUCAUAAAAAGCAGCUGAAAAAGCGAGGAACAAAAAAAAGACGAGCUGAAAGACUUCACAAAGCUUAUGCUUAUUAUAUGUCUUUUAUUGAGUUUUGUUUUGAGAAAAAAAAAGAUUUUAAUGCGUGGAAUGUGUUUUGGUCAGGAAGUACAAAAAAAAUUUCACAUUGUUCUGAGCUGUCUACUUGUUUUUAUUUCCUCUCUCUGAGCAAACUUUGGAAAAACUGCUAAACAAUUGCUGUAGUAUCUGAUUUCGUGUCACAUUCAAAUUUCUGCUCUUUGAUUUUUUUUUUUUCUGUUUUGAUUAACCUUUUAGUGCUACCAUAGCUCCUGUGUUUAGAAGAUAAAAGCUCACUUUGCAAUGUCAUGUCACAUCCAAGAAUCAUGAAUUGCAUCUUAUCAGGUUCAAGUGCUGAAAUGAAGUAGAGUCUGUGUUCGAGGCAAAGCCAUUGCAACAAUGUCUUCAGUACGAGCCUUAUGCGACCGCCAGCUAGCUGUCCCCUCCCAGCAUCCAGGAAACCCCAAACCACUGCUGUGUACUGGAAACAUUACAGCAAAUCUUUGUAGAGAUGGAGAUCGAGGCAAUGCCCUGAAGGAUCAGUGAUCAUCAGAACCUACUGAGUCCAAAAUACACUUCGAUUUCAUAUUUUUCACAGAAAAGGUACUAUUUAUAUAACUUGUUUUUUAAGUGCCAAUUAAUUAAAAACAAAACCAUUAAGGUGCAUUUUUUUUGGUGGGGAGUGGAGCAUUUUUGUGGAUUACUUUGUGAAUUAGAGGGCAGGUUGGUGAGGUGGAACCAAACCUUUUUAUUUCACUAACACUGUAUUAAUAAUUGGUAAUGUUAGUUGUUUAGAGCAAGUUUUUGGUUUCUUAUCUUUUUUGAGCUAAAGCUGCAAACUGUUGUGUGUAGAGAAUUCAGUCAAGCCACAGUGUUUUGAAGCAAGCAUUGUUAGGGUUUCUUUUCUUCUAUUAGAAUACAGUCGGGCUAUUGAAUGACAAAUAGGACACAUACGUUUAAAAAGAUUUAUUUAGUAUAAAUGAAAGAGACAUUAUGAAAAUGUAUAUUUUACAUGUUGAUGCUAUUUUUGUUUAACAAAAAGGAAAAGACUAUAUCAUGUCGAGCUUUAGUAUUGAGUUGAGCAGGUAAAUUACUGCCUUUGGUUCUCCCCGUCCUGCCCAUGGUAAACAUAAACAUACACACCAAUCACACCGAUGGUUUGCUUUUUCUUUCUUUUUUUUUUUUUUUUUGUUUUAAUCAUAUCAUUCAGACUUUUUUUUCUGGCUAAAUAACAAAACUUAGCAAGUUCACUAAAAAGAAAGCAUGCACAAACUUGCUGUCUUAGCUGUCUGUUAACAUUUUUGAUUUCUUACAUAGAACUACAGGAUUUACUUGAUAAUUUUCCAGAAUUUAUGAUGUACAGUAUUUAAUAUAGGCCUAUUUUGUUGUAUGUGUUGCAUAAUAUUCAAAAACCGAAACAAACUGGGGCCUCUGUUACAAGUGGCAAAGCUUUCUGUGUAUAAUUUGUCUAAUAAACAGGUUUUCUACAGUG
Molecule: messenger RNA, 5082 nt
Organism: Poecilia latipinna (sailfin molly)
Lineage: Eukaryota; Metazoa; Chordata; Actinopteri; Cyprinodontiformes; Poeciliidae
Gene: grid2
Product: glutamate receptor, ionotropic, delta 2
Exons: 13
Coding region: 1-2421 (806 amino acids)
Biological process (GO): monoatomic ion transport
Cellular component (GO): membrane
Molecular function (GO): ligand-gated monoatomic ion channel activity; signaling receptor activity
Source: RefSeq, a predicted model, not a curated record